This is a messenger RNA of Ogataea polymorpha, 1987 nucleotides long. RefSeq lists its product as uncharacterized. NCBI's taxonomy places the organism in Eukaryota, Fungi, Ascomycota, Pichiomycetes, Pichiales, Pichiaceae. The coding region runs from base 98 to 1132 and encodes 344 amino acids. The record is from RefSeq and is a predicted model, not a curated record. The transcript has a single exon. Gene Ontology annotation, molecular function: protein binding. Gene Ontology annotation, biological process: signal transduction.
GCCAACUUCGAUAGUGCUUGCGCAUUCCAAUAAAGAUAUCACGUCGAACGAUAUUGUUUCCUGGAAUAACGACCAGAUUCUGCUGUGGUUGAGAAACAUGGACUACUCUAUCGAUGUGAUUGAUCUGUUCAAACAUCACAACAUCACGGGCAUGACACUGCCGUUUUUGAACACUGAGGAGCUGCGCGACAUGGGCAUUCAGCAGCUCAGUCUCCGGCUGCAGCUGAUGUCUGAUAUCAGCGAUCUGCUAAUGAAGAAGAACAUGAAUCUGCUCAAGUUCAACACCGAUCCGCUGGCUGCAGAGCUGCAAACGCUCGUGGUGUCCACCAAUUUGGUGUCAACAAUCGCCAACUCCGUGACUGAGGGUCUACUUUCGUCCAAUGGGGGCACCAACCGCAAGUUAACGGAGCAGUUCAACAAACUCAAGGAAGAUCUGCUGCCCGUACUUAAAGAGAUCAAGGACAAGAAACCGCUCCCGACUCCAGACAGAAUGUCGCCUACUCAGCUCUCGCACCACCAGAACCAACUGCAGACCACGAUUGUCCCGCAGUCGAUCCCAGCCCAGGCGGCUCUGAAGAAACAGCACUCUGCUCCCAACACAUCGAGCCUGCGCAGAUCCAUCACGUCUCCCCCAAUCAUAUCGCCUAUUUUGCCAGAUCAGAGCCAAUUCACCGGGUCCAACACCAACCUAGCCUCGCAGUCAAACAUUUCUGGUACUCAGUCGCCGCGCUCACCGUCCAAGUCGGGCUCUUCGCAAAGCGUGCCGAGAUACCACAAGCCUAACAGACUUUCGAUGUCGCAGUCUAUGGGAACGCUGCCAACAAUGGGCAGUACCAGCACGGCGUCUGAACCCCUGAAGCAGCUGCGUGCCAAAACGGAAGACCCUUGUCACAAAAUACUCCAGGCAGCCAUGAAAAGACACAAUUUGCACGUCUCGGACUGGAAAAAGUACGCUCUAGUGAUUGUGUACGGCGGAGACCAGGAAAGAGUGCUUGGAUACGACGAAAAACCAGUGGUGGUGUAUCGCGAGCUUCAGGAGCUGGGACUGAACCCUUCCAUUAUGCUGAGACAGGUGGAAGAGUCAGACGACCUCGACUCGAUGAACUACGAGACUCCUGGCGGAAGACUGUAGCAGAUUAUCGUUACAUAGUCUAGAAAGGCUUGAACUGCCGUUUUUCCUUCAUCUGGCGCACGCGUUCCUGGUCCUCUUUGAAUUUACUGAGCAACUCAUUCAUCUCCUGCUUUUUGCGCUCUCUAAUCUGGAACUUGUAGAAGUCCUGUUUCUCCUUCUUUUUCAUCUUCUUCAUCACCUUUUCGUCCUGCUCCAGGUCCGCAGCACGUUUCAGCGACCCUAGAAUGCCGUUUUUCGUUUUUCUGUGCGAUCCAACAACCAACGUGAACCCGUCCUCGUCCACCAUCGAUUGCAUAUUUGUCAGCUCUUCCUUGAGCUGCUGUUCGCGCUGCUGGAAAUCAGACAUUGCCUGUGCCACCUGGGCUGCCAGCUGCUCCGAGUCCAGUUUUUUGGAAGCCGUGUACCGUCUGUGGCCAGUGACGAGCUCUGACUUCCACACCGGGUACUUUGCACUCGAGGCACUCACAAGUUUCUUGAUUGCUCCAAACGCCAAAUUCAACGCAUUUUUGUCCACAAACGUCACCACCGCGCACCCAACAGGGAUCUGGGGGUGCUCUUCUUCGUGCGACAUCUCCUCGUUGGUGAGUCUGGUGAGAUUGAUCUCGUAGUCGUAAUUUAUCAUGUUGCGCUCGCUAUAGUGCUCGUUUGUCGCCAACGACUCCACAAUGGCGCCCAUGGCUAUCGCGCUGAAGACACUUCGCACAGCCUUCACAGUGGUGCCCACGGGUAUAUUGACUAUGAACAGAGACCGGGACUGCGACUCCGGCAACGUUUUGGUGACAUGUUUUUUCACAAACAUGUAGUGCAGGGUCUUCUUGGUGUGCGAUGUGGCGUCGAAAACCACAGGGAAAACGG